Erigeron canadensis is the source of this 2618-nucleotide messenger RNA. RefSeq names its product transcription factor BIM1-like. The transcript is spliced from 12 exons. Gene Ontology annotation, molecular function: protein dimerization activity; DNA-binding transcription factor activity. Bases 592 to 2298 code for a protein of 568 amino acids. The record is from RefSeq and is a predicted model, not a curated record. NCBI's taxonomy places the organism in Eukaryota, Viridiplantae, Streptophyta, Magnoliopsida, Asterales, Asteraceae. Gene Ontology annotation, biological process: DNA-templated transcription.
CAAAACAAAAUCACUCUCACACACACACACACACUCUCAAACAAACCUUUGUUGUUUCAGAGAGAGAGAGAGAGAAAGGAAGUAGAAAGAGAAAGAGAAAGAGAGAUCUGGGGAACUGACAAUCCUAUCUUUCAUCACCCCCUCCAUUUUUUCUAACCUUUUGCUGUUACAUCUUCAUCUCACAAACACACACACACACAUAUAUAUAUAUAUAUAAUUCUCCUCUAUAUAUAUUUAUAUGUGUUGGCUAAUGAAUCUUGGAAUUCUUAUGUCAAGUUCUCUUCAAACCAACUGAAUUUUGCAUAAUUCUUCCACUUCAGAUCGAAUUCCAUAUGUGGUGGAAUCAAGGAGUUGCAAUAGAGAAUUACGUGGUGAAUGCGCCUCAUAAAAAUUGAGGCGCAAAAAAGAAAAAAAAAAAAAAAACUCAAUCACGAGAUUUUGAUGGUUAGAUCUGACCAUAUCCGUCACGUUUCAUCAUCAUCAUCAUCGUAAUAAAUCUAAAUACAAUUUACAAAAGGAAACUCAACUUAAUUGUUGCCUAAUUUGAUUAUUGGAUUGGUUUUGGAUCAAAUUCUUUACAAAAUUACUAAUAUGGAGCUUUCUCAACCUCGUCCGGCCUUUGGAACAACCACCACUCAAGGUAGGAAACCAACGCAUGACUUUCUUUCACUUUAUUCACCUGCUCACCAAGAUCCAUCUUCUGUUACUACUACUGCUUCUCCCUCUGGUGGCUAUCUUGAAACACAUGACUUUUUGCAACCACUUGAACGUGUCGAAAACAAUGUCGCUAGAGAAGGAACUAAAAUCGAGGAACCAACGAUAGGGAAGUCGCUCCCACCAGCUGCACCAACUGCAGUCGAACACAUUCUACCAGGCGGGAUCGGGACUUAUAGUAUUAGUCACAUUUCUUGUAUUAAUCAAACACAAAGGUUGCCAAAGCCUGAAGGGGUGUUGAACACGGGUGCACAUUCAAGUGGUAGUGAUAAAAACGACGAAAAUUCAAAUUGCAGCUCUUACACUGGAAGUGGUUUCUCACUUUGGGAAGAGUCUGCAGUUAAGGGAAAGACAGGGAAGGAGAAUAUUGCAGGAAAUCGGCAUACGAUUAGAGAAGGGGGCAUGAAGAUAGGAGGAGUUCCAUGGAUGGCAUCCAUGGAGAGGCCAUCACAGUCGUCAUCAGCCCAUAACCAUCCAUCCGCAACCAUCAGUUCUCGUUCCUCUUCUCGUCCAUCAGCCCAGAAGAAUCCAAGUUUUGUUGAUAUGUUAAAGUCUGCAAAAAUUACUCAAGACGACGAGGAUGAUGAAGAAGAAGUGUUUGCUAUCAAGAAAGAACCAUCCUCGCACUACAAAGGUGUUUUGUCUGUUAAAGUAGACACAGCACACCAUGAUCAAAAGCCCAAUACCCCACGUUCAAAGCAUUCUGCUACCGAGCAACGUAGAAGAAGCAAAAUUAAUGACAGAUUUUCAACGUUGAGAGAACUCAUUCCUCAUGGUGAUCAAAAGAGAGAUAAAGCAUCAUUUUUACUAGAGGUUAUUGAAUACAUUCAGUUUCUACAAGAGAAAGUGCACAAGUAUGAGGAUUCAUGUCGUGGAUGGAACAACGAACAACCUAAAGUGGUCCCAUGGAACAACAGCCAAAGACUAACAGAAGGAUUUGUUGAUCAACCGCAAGUCCAAAACCGUGUGUCUGGACCAACAUUGAUCAAUAAGGGUUGUGCUGCAUUAAACGUUCCCAAAAAGGGGCAAAACCUAUUAGAUUCUGACUUGAGUUCCCAUGAAAGCACAAAGGAUAUUGGUCAACACCCUCAGUUGACCAAUAAAGGAUCACCUUUCCCUUCACCGUUGCAGCCGAACAUAUAUUCUCCUGGUUGUGGAAGCACCAGCAUCGCUGCACCACUUCCUUCAACUAUGCCAUCUGAUACAGAUAAUGCAGCAGCAGCCCAGUUAUUGCAGAGUAGGUCAUGUACAACCGACUGCACUGUUGCUGGUGACAAGUUGAAUGAUCAGGAACUAACAAUUGAAAGUGGAACAAUUAGUAUCUCAGCCAUCUACUCUCAAGGGUUAUUAACUACGUUAACCCAAGCACUACAAAGCUCUGGUGUGGACUUAUCACAAGCUCAAAUCUCAGUACAAAUUGAACUGGGAAAAAGAGCGAACGCUAGUGCUCAUAACUUUUCAACACCUAUGCUUAAGAAACCUGAAGUUCCUCCCAUUGAGGAAACGUUGGGACGUUCUAGACUUUCCAGUACACGGGAGGAGAACGACAAGUCGCUGAAGAGGUUUAAGACAAGCCAAAACUAAAACUAAAAGAUUACUAGGACAACUUUAAUUGGAUAUUUGGUAUGAACUCUACUCAUUUUUUUUCUUUUCUUGAGGAAGGUCUUCUUUUAGUCUAUGGAGGAUUGUUCCUGUUUUUGUUGUGUUGAAGAUAACGUUGUACAUGGGGGAAUUGGGCGGGUUGCACAGAAUAUUCUGACAAAAAAAUGUAUUGAUAUUGUUUAUUAUUCAUUGAUAUCUCUAUAGAGAGGCUUCCAGUUCAAUUGUUAGAUUUUGAGAAGCCAGAUUUAUACUAUUGUAGAAAAUUGAGUCUCUAGUUAUUUAUUCAAUUACACCAUUUGUUA